This is a messenger RNA of Agrilus planipennis (emerald ash borer), 972 nucleotides long. RefSeq names its product thioredoxin-related transmembrane protein 2 homolog. The record is from RefSeq and is a predicted model, not a curated record. Gene Ontology annotation, molecular function: disulfide oxidoreductase activity. Bases 142 to 939 code for a protein of 265 amino acids. The transcript is spliced from 3 exons. Gene Ontology annotation, cellular component: membrane-bounded organelle. NCBI's taxonomy places the organism in Eukaryota, Metazoa, Arthropoda, Insecta, Coleoptera, Buprestidae.
UUUAAAUGUGACACUUGUACUAAAAAUUGUUUUUUAUUGAUUAUAUCAAGUUAUAUGAUGAAGAUAUACUGCGGUUUGAACAUGUUAUAAACUAAUUUAUCUAAUUCAAUCAGAAUACCUAUCUUAAACCUUUUCAGCAAAAUGUACCUAAAGAACGAUUUAAAGCAGCUGUUAAAGCCAUAUUAUAUUGUAAACAUAAUUCUCAGCAUUUCUUACAUAAUUUUAAAGAAAUUACCUGGAGUGUGCAAUUAUAUUUUCUCAACUAAUGAUUGUGAGCUUGAUGGGCGUGAAACAGAAUUAUUGUUCUUUCUAUUGAUUGUGGUAAUGAUAAGGACAAGAAAAAGUGGAAAUGUAACUAUGAUCAAUUACAUUUCAUCCAGUUUUAUUUACACAAAAGUAGCCAAUUUGGUUCUUUGGUUCUAUGCAGAUUACAUUUAUGGAACAAUUUAUGGCAUAUUAUUUAUAUUAUCAGCACUAUGUCUUCCUGAACCUACAUAUUCUGGUCCAGACAAAGUGAUAUACUUUCGUGACGCAAAAGGAUUAGAAGACGAAUUAAAUCGCGAUAAAAAGAAAGUAUGGCUGGUCACGUUCUACACCAUGUGGAACCCAAAUUGCGUCAGUUUUGCACCGACAUUUGCGAAACUGAGCAAUGAAUAUUGCUUAGAAAAUCUGGGUUUCGGAAAAGUCGACGUUGGUCGUUAUCCAGAAGCGGCCGCAAAAUAUAAAAUAAACGACAGCAGUUUGAGCCAGCAAUUACCAACGGUAAUUCUUUUUGUAGAAGGAAAAGAGACUAUAAGACGACCUGUUGUUGAUUCAAAAGGGAAAGUUGUCAAAUUUAUACUUUCCCCUGAAAAUAUCAAAGCUGCGUUCGAUUUAAAUAAUUUAUACGAAAAUUGUACAAAAAAUUUGAAAACUCCGAAACAUAUUAAACAGGAAUAAUUUACCUUUGGAGAAAAUAUAUUUUCGAAUUUU